AUGUCCUCUGAGCCCACCUCGCCCCCAGUAGUGCCACCUCUGCACUCCCCCAAGUCCCCUGUCUGGCCCACCUUCCCCUUCCAUCGUGAGGGGAGCCGGAUCUGGGACCGGGGCAGCAGCCUCCUGCUCAGAGACCUGCCCAGCCCGCUCCCCACCAAGAGAACCAGGACCUAUUCUGCCACUGCUCGGGCGUCGGCUGGGCCUGUGUUCAAGGGUGUCUGCAAGCAGUUUUCGCGUUCCCAGGGCCAUGGCUUCAUCACCCCAGAGAAUGGCACAGAGGACAUAUUCGUCCACGUGUCUGACAUCGAAGGGGAGUAUGUGCCCGUGGAGGGAGACGAGGUGACCUACAAGAUGUGCCCCAUCCCGCCGAAAAACCAGAAGUUCCAGGCGGUGGAGGUGGUCCUGACCCAUCUGGCCCCCCACACUAAGCACGAGACAUGGUCUGGCCAGAUCAUUGGCUCCUAG
Messenger RNA from Trichosurus vulpecula (common brushtail), 465 nucleotides. RefSeq names its product cold shock domain containing C2 (gene CSDC2). Lineage: Eukaryota; Metazoa; Chordata; Mammalia; Diprotodontia; Phalangeridae. The record is from RefSeq and is a predicted model, not a curated record. The coding region runs from base 1 to 465 and encodes 154 amino acids. Gene Ontology annotation, molecular function: mRNA 3'-UTR binding. The transcript has 3 exons. Gene Ontology annotation, biological process: regulation of mRNA stability. Gene Ontology annotation, cellular component: cytoplasm.